GAAAUACAGAAAUCAUAUAAUGUCAAUUAAGGUGUGGCUACGCAGGCUACAAUAUAAAUUCUCGACGCCCAUUGGUUCGAGCGCUAUAUCACGUGGUCAAAUACGUAGUUGAUUGGUGUUAUGACAGAUUGAAAACAAAGAUUCUAGAAAAUAACAGAACAGGAGGAAAUUUUCACCAUCAUAAACGGCGAAAUUAGGGAAUAUUUCGGUACAUGAUCAAACAAUGGAUAUUACCAACGUAUAUUUAAACUAUUGAGGAAGAUGGAGUUUGAUGCGUGCAAAGUUCAUGGAAAACCUCCAAAGAAAAGAAGAGUCCGAUAAAUCAUUCCCUGAUUUCAGGAAGCAAGCUCUCAUCAAUUCACUUAUACUUAAGAUGGGUACAAACUUUGAUCAGUGCCUCAUGGCAGAACUUCAGGCUAACCCAGCAAGUCCCAAUACGAUGCAUUUAUAUGAACAAGAGAAACGAGACAUGAGCUCCUGCUACCCCUCUGUCUCACAAAUCAGUCCUACAGUCCAUAUGGAUAGUCCUUGUGACUUUGACCUAAAGCCCAAGUUUGAAUAUGACAGUUUAACAGAUGAGCUUUUUAACGAUAGUCUUUCCCAGUAUUUGUUCUGUGAAAACAGCAGAGAUAAUUUUGAAAUUGAUGCAACAUCAGAUCUGUUAAGAAUGGAAGAUAUUUUCCAAGUUGAUUCCCAAGAUGCCAAUCAAGGACCAACACUUGCCGAGUUGAAUUCCCCACAUCAAAUCACAGAUAUCACAUCAAUGAUCAAACGCGAGAAAAGCAAGGAGUUACCAGUUCAGUCAAUAAGCCAAAGCAUCCCAAUGUGCAGUCUUACCCCCUGUAGUGUUAUAUCUGGCAGUAUUAUCCCUAGUACUGUCAACUCAAUGAGUUGUGGUGGGAAGGAACCCUCUUCCACCAUCACAAGCAUGGAGAGCAUGGACAUAUCAAUGCUUAAGGUAUCAGAUGCCACAGACAGUUCAGUUACCAGUAAACAGAAAUGGGAGCAGUCUAUCAAAUCAUGGGCAGAAAAUAAAGAUGCUGAAAGAACAACCCAAGAUACAUCAAUUCUGAGACGUAGUCUUAAACGUCCUCUAAAUGACGAUCAGUACCAAUUUAAAGGUGUUAAAGUCGCCAAGAAGGACUCUCCCAAAGGCGUGACAAUUCUCAAACAAUCAGAUUCAAUUGAGAGGAGUGACGAGGAAGAUGAAGAAGUUGAUGAAGGAUUUGACAGUGACCUGAAUGAAGAUGAGGCUAUCAAUGUUGCUGAUGAUACUUCAGAUGAUGAAGAUUCAAUAAUAAGUGGGAAAAGCCAGGAGCAUCAUGAUGAUGAGCCCCUAUACCCCCGCCCCACUAAUCAAUACUUCUGGCAGUACAAUCUGCAGUCAAAGGGACCCAAAGGAAAACCCCUAAAGAUGGCGCUGCAGCAUACUGACCCACAUGACAUUGGCAAUUUCCAAGAUCCUGUGUUCUCAAGACUUGAAAAAACAGCAGGAAUUAAAGUGAAGCAUUCUGGGAAGGCGAGAAAGGGAGAUGGAACAGAUGUCCGUGCAAGCCCAAAGAAGCUGUAUCAAAUUGGUAAUGAGCUUAAGAAGUUGAACAAAGUGAUUAAUGAUAUGGCUCCUGUCAGUGAACUCCCAGCCAAUGUAAGGCCAAAGACAAGAAAGGAGAAAAAUAAGCUAGCCUCAAGGGCAUGUCGACUGAAGAAGAAGGCACAUCAUGAGGCUAACAAGGUGAAGUUACAUGGUCUCGAUCAGGAGCAUCAAAAGCUGUUGUUCGUGCUGUCUCAAAUAAAGGAGGAGAUACAAGACCACAAUUUGAACCCCCUACCCUCCUCUCCCAGAAUCCCAAGAGAGAGCAUGAUUCACAAACUUGACUCCCUUAUCAAGGCAAACUUGGGUCAUAUGAUAGCAGGCCACACCCAGGAGUAUGUGAAUAGCGUCAUAGAGAAGGUUCGCUUGGGAGACCCCAAAGGUGGCCUCAGAAUAUAACUAGACUAGAUCUGCUCUUGGGCCCCAAAUGGUGUCUAGAAAUAUGGACACAAUGACUUGAUUUAUCAGGGGACCCUUAAUGGCAUCUUCAAAUAGAUCUGUUUGGAGGAUCCCAAAUGAGGUCUUGGACUAUGAACAUAGAUUAUUAUAAAGAAAAGAAAAAAGAGCCAAAUACGAGGAGUUUGCAGGAAUGUGUUUUAUAAAAUUAAUGCUUGCCAUGUUGUUAACAAACUAUAUAUGGGCCAAAAAGUGCAGUGAAAUUAAGAUACAUAGCGUGCAUGUAGAGUAUAUAAAAGUGCUACCUAUGUACAUGUAUAUAGUCAUAAACUUGAUGUUGGUGAUGAUAUAAUAUUGGACUAAAGAUCCUCUUGAUGCAUAUGCUGGACAGGUCAGAGGAUCAUAAGUGCGGUUGACUUAUUUGCACCCGAUGUACAAAUGAAAUGACUGAGAUUACUCUGAGCUCAAUGAUACCCUCUGAUAACAACCUAUCAUGUUAAUGAACAGUGUUCAACUAGAGAGUACUGCAGAG
Messenger RNA from Owenia fusiformis, 2519 nucleotides. The record is from the annotation of a GenBank genome assembly. NCBI's taxonomy places the organism in Eukaryota, Metazoa, Annelida, Polychaeta, Sabellida, Oweniidae.